Odontomachus brunneus is the source of this 2761-nucleotide messenger RNA. RefSeq names its product nuclear pore complex protein Nup85 (gene Nup75). Gene Ontology annotation, molecular function: structural constituent of nuclear pore. The record is from RefSeq and is a predicted model, not a curated record. The transcript has 9 exons. Gene Ontology annotation, biological process: protein import into nucleus; positive regulation of DNA-templated transcription; mRNA export from nucleus. Gene Ontology annotation, cellular component: nuclear pore outer ring. Bases 559 to 2487 code for a protein of 642 amino acids. NCBI's taxonomy places the organism in Eukaryota, Metazoa, Arthropoda, Insecta, Hymenoptera, Formicidae.
UGACGUUUUUAUUAGGCCGGUUCUAUAUUGUAAUAUCACAAGAAAAUUAAUUGUGAUUGGUUAAUUUUCGUGUAACCUUGCAGUUAAUGUAGAACCAGCCUUAAACAAUGUGAAUAGUUUUUAUUAAUUUUCUCAUUUUGUUUUAAAUAUUUCGAGACAGAGAAAAGUGAAAACGAUACUUACAAAUUUGAAUCUUGGCUGAUCCAACUGUAUAGACCAAUCAGAUCACGAGUUACUAACGUUGCGAAUCCUAUUGCAGGAUUCACACCGCGUCCGAUGCCCGAUGUACGACAUCCGAUACCCAAUAAAAGAAUAGCUUCCCAAUGGAGAAUUGAAUUCUAUAUUAGAAAGUUGUUUUCCUAUUGGAUAUCGAAGUCGUACGUCGACAUCGGACGCGGUGUGAAUCCUGCAACUGUUUCGUACAUGUAAAUUUGCCUUGUUCAUAAUCUUUACCGCGCGCCGCUGAGAAUACUGUGCUACUGUUUUUAUUUAUAAGAAGAAUAUUUAUAAUUACGAUAAAAUAAUAAUCGCAUAAUUAAUAUCGUGACUUGGAUAAUUAUGGAUGAAGUUGACAACGCUCAAAUCAUUGUUAUAGCAGAUGAUGUUUGCAGAAGAGCAGGUAUCACAACAACUUGGAUUAACAGUAAUAGAUUUGGGAUACAUGCAUACAAACAUGUGAAUGAAUGUUCACAAGAUACCAAAAGUCAAUUUGCACCCUGUGAUGCCAGAGUACAUUUUCUAAGGCCAGAAGUAAUAUUAUUUUCACCUCUUUUACGUAAAUUGGUUAAUGAAAGCAAUGGAGUUUUCCUAUCGGUUCAAAAAGUCAAGUCUUCCUCUGGUGACAGAAGACCAGAACUUCUUAAAUACAGUAAACAAUACAGGUCUAUUUUGAGAGCUUGUGUGGAAAAUCUACAAGAUAUUCUACCCAAAGAACCAUUAUCAGAAGUAAAAAUUACUCUAGAAAAUUUUCUGACCAUAUUUUACCAAGUAGAAUGUAUCUGGCACUUGACAGAAAUUCUUUAUGUUGACACAGUACCAGGUGACGUUGUACUGCCACAGUUAUUAGAAUGGAUCAGUUUUCAUUUUCCCUCGAGAGAACUUGCGGCAUCAAAGAUUAUGUCACAGAAAACCGUCGGCGCCGAUUUAGAGAACUCAAAUUUCUGGGAAGUUGUAAUAGGCUGUGCAUUCCAUGGCAAAUUAAAUUCAGUUUGCCGUCUUCUAGCUAUGCACAGCAAAGCAGACCAUUCGGCAUUCAUUACUGCGGAUAAUAUCAUCAGAUGUAUGCCGGUGUACAACGUGUACGGUGGAUAUUCCGUGAAUGAGUUUAUUAUGCGAUGGAAACACUGGCAAAUGGAUCUCUGCUCCAAUCUAGAUUCAAAUUGCUUUGUUAUAGAUAGUAACUUGGAGAUGCUUAUGAAGUUGAUAGCAGGAGAUGAAUCGAUAUUGUGGGAAUUUUCUACGUAUACAGAAGCAUGGUACGAAUUAUUAGCGGCAAAAUUAUUCUAUUCGGCGCCUUGCUGCAAGCAGCAAGAACUUUCACGUUACGCGAACAAUAUCGCCGAGAGGUGGCAAGCAAACAGGCAUUUGGACCGCAUGAUUCUCGCUCUAAUGGAAAACGAUCUGCAUCAAGUCAUCAAGGAGAUACAAUACAUGAAUGAUAAUGGUUGGUUUGCGGCUCAUCUGAUGGAUCUCUUGUACAAGUGUGGGAAAUUGACUAUUCUGAAUAAGGAGAAGGUUAACAUGACCGAGAAGUUACACGAAUCCCUCGUAUUAGAGUACGGCACCACACUGAUGGGGCAUCGUUCGUUGUGGCAAUGCGGCACGAGUUAUUUAGUGCAUUGUCCCGUGCAAGGUAUGGCAAGGCUAGAGAUUUUGUUACAGUCUUUACCGACCGGCGCGGAAGCGAGAAUCAACAAGAUCAUUGACAUCGCGCAAGACAACAACAUGCCCCACGUUGUUACCAGCAUAUGCAAGAUUCAGGGAAUGAAGAGUAUAAGGCAAGGCAGACUAGGCAAUGCUCUCACUUGGGCGCUCAAAGCACAUGAUGGCAAUUUCACUACAUAUAUCGCGGAUGAAUUUCUCAAACAUUACGCAGAACAUGGAAAAUUGGAGUGUCGGGAUCUGCUGGAGAACUUGGGCUCUUGCAUGCUCGCUAGCGAUAGACUCACGUUUUUAGGGAAAUACUGCGAGUUUCAUCAGAUGUACGGAAUCGGCGAGUUUCGAGAAGCAGCGAGUUUAUUAGUAUCCCUUUUGGUCUCAAAUCUGACGCCAAAAUAUUUUUGGUCUAUUCUUCUGACGGAUGCUAUACCACUGUUGGAAGCCAAAGAUGUGAUCUUCUCCUCUAACGACUGCUACGAGUUGCUACGUUGCGUGGAAGCUCACGGCGACGAUCCCAAAUUUCAAGACAAGAUCUCAAUCUUCCGAUUAGGCAUCGCACGGAAUCUGGCGCGAGCUCUCAGCUUAGAAGGUUGCCAGGCUGAGCACUAAUAUUGUUCAUCAUUGUUCUAACUUUUACUUUCCACUAUAUAGAGCAACAUUAAUAUCUUUUUCUGAAUAAAUAAAAUUGUUAAGACUGUUAAGACCAGUUUAUAUACAAAAAAUGGCAGUAACAAUGUUAAUGGCAAAAAGCUAAUAACAAAAAUGUUUUUAGCAAAACUAUGUUCUCUGGAAAAUGACUUAAUGAUUAUAAAAAAAUAUGCUUUUAACUAUAUAAAUGUUAUAAUAAUGUGGAAAAUAAAUGUUACUGACAAAAUUAGAAGAA